ACGGGCCGCGACGGGAGACGGACCCUGCCGGCACGUGGCAGUCGUGCGCUCGGAGCUGUGGCAGCUGCGGGCUGCUCGCGGGCGGCGGUUGGCAGGACGCCGCGGCGAGGCUCGUGGCCGAGUGCGAGUCCAACCGCUGGGUCGUGGACGGGCUCCAGGCCAAGAUCGACGCGCUCCCAGACGGAUCCCCGCAGCUUCUGGCGGAGGUUGUGGCGAAUUCGACUGAGUUCCGGGAGCACCUUUGGGAGCGCUGCCCCUUCGUCCUGCGGGGUCCGCAGGGGGACCUUGCCGAGCUCACCUUGGGGUCGGCCCUCGAGAUGGCCAGCAGUGGGGAUUUGCGUAAGGGGGCCAGGAACACGUUCAUGGAUGCGAAUGUCAAAGAGGAGAAGCUGCAUUCAUUUCGUCUCGAUUACUCGGGCGCGGGGGACAAACUGGGCUCCGAGGACGUCCUCAAGAAGAUGAAGAAGGGCACCUGGGUGGUCAGCUCGGUGCACAGCCUUCAUCCUGCCGCAGGCAGAGUCACAUUGGCGUACCAGCACGCGUUUGGGUGGCCUACUUCGUCCAACAUGUAUGCCACUUUGUCUGGGUUUUCUACUUCCGCGCCAGCCCACACUGACCGGACGGAGUCGUUCAGGCUCCAGUGCAAUGGCGAAAAGCGUUGGCGCGUCUGGGCACCAAAGGUGCUUUACCCCGUCAGCGGAGUGCAUGAGGAUGGUCAAUGGGGCAAGGGCUACGCGCAAUUGCGGCCUGAGCAGAUGGGGCCACUCAUGAUAGACCAUAAUCUGCUGCCAGGGGAGGUUGGCGGAUACAUGCCUCGUGGUUUCGCGCACCACACCUCGACGCCCUCUCAGGGCCCGGCUGGGCGAGGUGUGGAGGAGCCUAGUGACGUUCUGAGGGACACCUCCGUCACGCUUGCCCUGACCAUAAUCACGGAGCAGUACGAGGAGAGGAAAGGCUGGUCUACGAGAAAGCGAUGCUCUGCGCGCUCGGGUCCGCUGGACUCUGCACGAAGGACAGCUGCGAGCUGGGGUCGCGCGUGAGCAUCCUGGCCCGGACGAAGAGCUCAGGAGGUCCCUUCCCUUGGGCUUCCUGCAAGCGCAGCUCGGGACGCCUGCGGGAGAUCGAGAUGCGUGGCUUCGCGCGAUGAGGUCCACUUUGCAGAGGCUCUUCAGCAAGAUCGAGGCAGGGAACUUCCAAAAGAUGGCCUCGUCUUGCGCCACGCACUGUGAGAAGUUGACAUCCCGCCCUCAGCGGCAGACCCGCGGGGAUCGGCGGAAGUGGAACUGCGCGACUCCGCCAGCGGAAGCGGAAGUUGCCCCCCCC
Prorocentrum cordatum is the source of this 1323-nucleotide messenger RNA. The record is from the annotation of a GenBank genome assembly. Lineage: Eukaryota; Dinophyceae; Prorocentrales; Prorocentraceae.